GCUGAGCUGAUUGGGGAGGGGGCACUGGGAUUUGGUGAGUUAUAACGCGUUUGGGGGAUCCCCCCUCCACGCUUUCAAACUAGGGAUUCUCUGGGGGCUGUGAUGCUCGUGGGGAAAAGCCAGUUUGUUUAGUUCCCCUCGUUCACACCCCAAAACCUGUGAGUCUUGUAGUUAAAAGUUGAAUGUAGACACGCCCCUCCCCUAUAUGGUUGUAAAAGAAGAAUUAGAGUAAUAGGAAAAGAUUUUAAAAAAUUGAAGUUGGCAAACAUACAUGGGUUUGAUUGGCUAAAAAAUUAUCUCUGUGCAGAUGGGAAGCAUUAGUGUGGCCAGCAUGUAAUUAUUUUUACACAUCUAGAAUAGUAGCUAGAGUCAUUAAAGAUCCCACCUUAUGCGUUGGCAAUAAUGUAUUUAAAGAUGCAUCUGCUUAGUAGGAGAGCAUACAGUGGCUUGCUUUUCAGUCAAGGUUCCAUGGCAACUUGCCUUAGAAGAGGCAAAAGUUUAAUCAAGCCCCGUCUAUGUAGAAAUAUCAGCCUCUCCUGUCAGAGAUAUACAGUUAUGGCAUCGUGGAUAAUAGAUAGAUAUGGGCGAAAUGAUGUGCUACGAUUUACAAAUAACAUGACGUUCCCUGUAAUACAUUUUCCAAAUGAAGUCAUUAUUAAAGUCCAUGCUGCAAGUUUAAACCCUAUAGAUGUUAAUAUGAGAAAUGGUUAUGGAGUAGCUGCUUUAAAUAUGAAACGUGAUCCACUGAAAUUGAAAAGCACCGGGAGUGAAUUUCCUCUAACACUUGGUCGAGAUGUAUCUGGUGUAAUUAUGGAAUGUGGGCUAAAUGUGUCCUAUUUCAAACCUGGAGAUGAGGUAUGGGCAGCAAUUCCUCCCUGGAAACAAGGCACUAUAUCAGAGUUUGUUGUAGCUAGUGGAAAUGAGAUCUCUCACAAGCCCAAGUGUCUCAGUCACAUGGAAGCUGCCUCCUUACCAUAUGUCGGUCUAACAGCAUGGUCUGCAAUGAACCAAAUUGGGGGACUGAACCAAGAUAAUUGCAGUGGGAAACGAAUAUUAAUUUUCGGCGCUUCAGGUGGAGUUGGUACCUUUGCUAUCCAGCUAAUGAAAGCUUGGGGUGGUCAUGUGACAGCAGUUUGUUCUCAGGAUGCCAGUACCCUGGUGAAAAAGCUUGGAGCAGAUGAUGUGAUUGAUUACAAAUCUGGAGAUGUAGCAGAGCAACUGAAAAUGUUACCAUUGUUUGAUUUCAUCCUAGAUAAUGUUGGUGGACCCACUGAAAAAUGGUCUCUAGAUUUCCUCAAGAAAUGGUCAGGAGCCACAUAUGUUACUUUGGUAACACCCUUUCUACUGAAUGUGGACAGGCUUGGAGUAGCUGAUGGCAUGCUACAAACAGGAGUCACGAUUGGAACCAAAGCUGUAAAGCACCUCUGUAAAGGAAUCCAUUAUCGAUGGGCAUUUUUCACACCGAGCGGCCAAUCUUUGGAUGAGAUAGCAAAACUGGUUGAAUCAGGAAAGAUCCAUCCAGUUGUUGACCAAGUCUUCUCUUUUUCUGAAGUUCCAAAGGCCUUUCUGAAGCUAGAAGGAGGACAUGCACGUGGGAAAACAGUGAUCAAUGUAAUUAAUAAAAAAUAACAUCUACAGCCAUUCUGUUUUGCUUGCAGUUUGUGCUCGCUGAUGGAUGGCAUUUGAACAUAGACUUGAAGGCGUAGUUCACUACCAUUUCCUUGCAAGUUUCUCACAAAUGGUGUCCUAAGGUUAAAAUGCUUCUAAAAGUUUUAUAGGCCAUGAACCUCUAGGUACUAAAAGUUUAGUUUUUAAAAAGUUAUUGAAUAUAAAAUUCCUAAUAUAAAAAAUUGGUUGAGUCCUUUCUACACCAGUUUUGUGGUUUGUUAAAUUUAUGAAACAGAGGAAACGCUAAUGCCUUUUCUAGGUUGGCUAGAUUAUAGCCAUGUGUGAAGAGGAUUUGUAAUUCUUCAUGUGGACAGUAAUACCUAUCAUCCUGAUGCCACUAGCUAAGUUGACAGCUCCAUGGAGCAGUUUGUGCUGUAUGCAUGUUUUAAAUAAGUAUCAAAAUGCCUUGUGAAUGAUGACUUUGCCCCAAAGGAAGCACUGGCUGUCCUUAGUUGCAAACAAGUGUUGAAUUUCAAUCUACUGUUUCUUGAUCAUCUGUAUAGUAACAGCAACAGAAGUCAUUAGUACAGACACAAUUCUUCAGGGAUCUUGUCUUUGUAUGUGUUUACACAGCACCUAGCACAAAGCUGCUUAAUGCUACUGCAAUAUAAAAUAAU
Terrapene triunguis (Three-toed box turtle) is the source of this 2285-nucleotide messenger RNA. RefSeq names its product reticulon 4 interacting protein 1 (gene RTN4IP1). Lineage: Eukaryota; Metazoa; Chordata; Testudines; Emydidae. The coding region runs from base 403 to 1629 and encodes 408 amino acids. The record is from RefSeq and is a predicted model, not a curated record. Gene Ontology annotation, cellular component: mitochondrion. Gene Ontology annotation, molecular function: zinc ion binding; oxidoreductase activity. The transcript is spliced from 9 exons.